Molecule: messenger RNA, 4066 nt
Organism: Meriones unguiculatus (Mongolian gerbil)
Lineage: Eukaryota; Metazoa; Chordata; Mammalia; Rodentia; Muridae
Product: cytochrome P450 2W1
Exons: 9
Coding region: 16-1494 (492 amino acids)
Biological process (GO): xenobiotic metabolic process
Cellular component (GO): cytoplasm; intracellular membrane-bounded organelle
Molecular function (GO): oxidoreductase activity, acting on paired donors, with incorporation or reduction of molecular oxygen, reduced flavin or flavoprotein as one donor, and incorporation of one atom of oxygen; heme binding; iron ion binding
Source: RefSeq, a predicted model, not a curated record
UACCCGGCGCUUCACAUGGGUCUGCUGCUCCUGGGUGUCUGGGGGAUCUUGCUGCUCCUGGGGCUCUGGGGGCUGCUCCGGGGCUGUGCCCGGGACCCCACCCUGGCCCCUCGGUGGCCCCCUGGGCCUCGCCCUCUGCCAUUCCUGGGGAACUUGCAUUUGCUGGGUGUGACCCAACAGGACCGGGCGCUGACGGAGCUCUCCGAAAGCUAUGGGCCAGUGUUCACAGUCCACCUGGGAGCUCAGAAGACCGUGGUGCUGUCGGGCUACGAGGUGGUGAGGGAGGCCCUGGUUGGGACUGGGCAUGAGCUGGCCGACCGGCCCCCAAUCCCCAUCUUCCAGCUCAUCCAGCAAGGAAGGGGCAUCUUCUUUUCUUCUGGAGCUCACUGGAGGGCGGCUCGCCAGUUUACGGUGCGCACGCUGCACAGCCUGGGUGCGGGACAGCCACCCAUGGCGGCCAAGGUGCUUCAGGAGCUGGCCUGUCUUGAAGCGCAGCUGGACAGCUACGGAGGCCAGCCCUUCCCCCUGGCUCUGCUGGGCUGGGCUCCCUGCAAUGUCACCUUCACGCUCCUCUUCGGCCAGCGCUUUGACUACCAGGACCCCGUGUUCGUGUCCCUGCUGAGUCUCAUUGACCAGGUCAUGGUCCUGUUGGGGUCACCUGGCAUACAGCUCUUCAACACCUUUCCCCGGCUGGGCGCCCUGCUGCGGUUGCACAGGCCUAUCUUGAGCAAGAUCGAGGAGGUGCGGGCCAUCCUGAGAACCCUCCUGGAGGCUCACAGACCGCCCUUGCCAAGCGGCCGCCCCCGAAGUUACGUGGAAGCUCUUCUUCAGCAGGGCCAGGAGGAUGACCCCGAGGACAUGUUUGGUGAGGCCAGUGUCCUGGCCUGCACACUGGACAUGGUCAUGGCUGGCACAGAGACCACGGCAGCCACGCUGCAGUGGGCAGUCUUCCUGAUGGUUAAGCAUCCACGUGUGCAGGGUCGUGUGCAGGAGGAGCUAGACCAAGUGCUGGGCCCUGGGCGGCUACCCAAGCCGGAAGACCAGCGGGCCCUGCCCUACACCAGCGCCGUGCUGCACGAGACGCAGCGGUACAUCACACUCCUGCCCCACGUGCCCCGCUGCACGGCUGCUGACGUCCAGCUGGGUGGCUACCUGCUCCCCAAGGGCACUCCCGUGAUCCCUCUGCUGACCUCGGUGCUCCUGGACAAGACGCAGUGGGAGACCCCAAGCCAGUUCAACCCACACCACUUCCUGGAUGCCGAAGGCCGCUUCGUGAAGCGGGGGGCCUUCCUGCCGUUCUCCACCGGCCGCCGCGUCUGCGUUGGGGAGAGCCUGGCCAGGACAGAGCUCUUCCUGCUGUUCGCUGGCCUCCUCCAGCGGUACCAUCUGCUGCCCCCGCCCGGCCUCAGCCCGGAGGACCUGGCUCUGCGGCCGGCCCCAGCCUUCACUAUGCGGCCGCCUGCCCAGACCUUGCGUGCAGUGCCUAGGUCCUAGGGUGCUCACGCGCUGGAAAACGACCACAGCCUAGCCUACCCAGGGUGCACUGCAGCGAUGGGGCAGAUGUAGUGUUCCCGCAAUGGAUGAUGGGCAAACAGUGCCUGCACUGUCCCUCCGGAGCACAGUGGGGCCAGAUUGCCUGCCGGCUGGAGGCUGGCCUUUCGUCUGGGCAUCAUGGCCGUCAGGCAUACCUGCCCAAGCCAGCAGCCCUACUGGCUUGAUAAUGGUGCUUGCAGAGUCCUAACCCACCUUCCAGCCUCCUACAGCCCAAAUACCUCACACAGCUCCGCACUCUGGUUCCCGAGGCAGCCAAAUCGCCAGAGCACAGGGUCCACCCCAGUCCUUUCACUGUUCCCCCGCCCCCAGGCCCCAUCGUCGGCUGCCCCCAGGCUCCCCCGGGCCACGGUGGUCCCCACACCCAUAUGUCUGGCCUGUAGCCCUUCCACAGCCCACGUGUACCCUCCCGUCUCCCUAGGGAGAGUCUGCCAGCCAGUUUGGGGUGCUCCACCUUUGGCUGGCACCAAGGGGACCCCGGGGGCUGCCUGAGCUUGACCGCAGGUGCCAUUUCUGUUGUGACGACACUCUGUGGUCACCUGAGGCAGGAAUGCAUGAGGAAAAGCACCUCUUCCCACUGACGUCCUAGGAACCUUUCCCAGCUUCCAGAUGCCAGCUCUCACUGACAGAGAGGAACCCACCACAUUUCCCUUUUCGACUUGGCUCCCAGGAAACUCAGAGCUCCACUUCCUGAUCCUCCCACCCUGCUCCUUUGUGUUGUCUGUAUUCCUUGCUUCUCAGGGUGCUCACCUGAGGCUCUGAAACUCUCAGCCCAGCUCCGGCAGAGCCCUCAGCAGCAGCCCUGCAGCCCCUGGUACGGCUGAGGACAGUGCGGGGCUUCCCCAAGUGGGAAAGGCCAGGGCUAGAUGCCACUUUGAUCGGCAGGAGCCAGCCAGAGCGUGUGUGAGACCCAGAUCAGGUGACACUAGGGUCGCUCCUGGCGAGGAGAGCCUGGCGGUGCUGACUGAAGGGUCAUGAAUGAGUUACCCUUGGGCACUGACGGCACAUGGCUUUAGUGCUGAAAGCAGGAAGUGUAAUUAAACCUGAGGUGACAGAAGUGACGGACACAGGCCGGGGACAGAGCUUUGUAGGUGAGGACGGGUCUGGCUACAGACAGCCAGAUCGCCUGGGACCCGUGACCCAGGGAGAGGUCCACGCUUUGGCUGGCUGCCUGUCUCCCCACAUAGCUGUAGAACUAGGCCACUGUGCCCAAGUGCUAGCGACCUGUGAGAAGACCAUCCCUUUGUUUGAGAACAGCCUUGUGUGUGUGUGUGUGUGUGUGUGUGUAGCCCUGGCUAUCCUGGAAUUCACUCUGUAGACCAGGCUGGCCUUGAACUCAGAGAACUGCCUGCCUCUGCCUCCAUGUCCAUCCUAACAGUUGACCCAGGGACAGCUCAAGUGAGCUGGUAGGCUGGUAGCAUUAGAAGGCGCUGGCCCAGCUCAUCCUCUCUUCUGCCGCAGGGCAUGACUUGCUUAGGGCUUGUGGAAGUAGGGACCGCCCUCUAGUGGCAGUUGGGUCUGAAUGGCCGGCCCUGGAACCCUGGCUGCUCUCACAGGCUCCGGAGGCUGUGAACGCCUGGCCCUCCAGGUGCUGAGGGCAGCCCGGCUUCAGCCCAGCUGUCUCUGGCUGCCCAUCUCCUCGCUGUGACCCAUGUUCUGACCACUUGGAGCGGCACGUGGGUGGUGGAACUCUGUCCUCUGGGCUGCGGAUCAGAGCAGCUGUCAUCACCUGAAGGAGGGCCUUGAGGGCCUGGGCCUAUCAACAUCCCACGUAGGAAAUAUGUGCGUGGAAGGUCACCUGAGCACCCUGAGCGCCCAGCCACCAUCCCCUCCUGCCUCCUCAACUGUGGGCUGCAGCCUGCUUGGGCAGAAAAUGCCUGGUAAGGCAGACAUUCUGUGCGGCGAUCAAAACUCAGAAGUAAAAGGUGAGGCUGGUUUGUGUCAGUCAGUGCACGCCUCUAUCCCAGCAUUCGGGACGGGGAGGCAGAGGCAGGUGGACCUCUCUGAGUUUGAGACCAGCCCGGUCUACACAAUGGGUUCCAGGUCAGCCAGGGCUAAUCAGAGAAACCUUGUCUAGAAAAACGAAAAGAAGAAAAAGAAAGCAGUAAAAGGUGUUACAAAUCCUGGUUGUUUCCUGGUGUCACACAGCGCGAUUCGCCUGCAGUCUUGGUUCUGAACACACACACACUGUCCGUGCCCUCAUGACACGUAAUACAGAGCCUGAAACAGCUUGACCCAGGGCCAGGUAGUUUCAGUCUUGGGGCUUUAUUUUAUUUGGUUUUGAGACAGGCUUUUCCCGUGUAGCCCAGGCUGUCCUGGAACUCACUCUGUAGACCAGGCUGGCCUCGAACUCAGAGAUCUGCCUGCCUCUGCCUAAGAGCUGGGAUUAUGCAUGAGAGUCUCAGGGCUUUAAGGACAAAGGUUUCGUUCUUAGAGCCGCCUAUGGAAAACAGCCUUCCAUGGUUUUGUCUCCCCCUCAGCUUCUCAGAAACAAACCUAUGUUAUCUGCAGACAG